Engraulis encrasicolus (European anchovy) is the source of this 5511-nucleotide messenger RNA. RefSeq names its product ADAMTS like 5 (gene adamtsl5). Bases 520 to 2214 code for a protein of 564 amino acids. NCBI's taxonomy places the organism in Eukaryota, Metazoa, Chordata, Actinopteri, Clupeiformes, Engraulidae. The transcript is spliced from 14 exons. Gene Ontology annotation, molecular function: protein binding; metalloendopeptidase activity. Gene Ontology annotation, cellular component: extracellular matrix. Gene Ontology annotation, biological process: proteolysis; extracellular matrix organization. The record is from RefSeq and is a predicted model, not a curated record.
CACGCGCUCCUUACGGAAAACAUCUGUAGUUCACAGGAGGGACUUGAUUUUGGAAAAGGGAAUGACAUGACAGGUGACCCGUAGUAGCCACCACACCUGAAAUCUGGUAUCCAGUGGACUCGCUAUGAUUCAUGUUUCACAUGUGUGUUCAUGGUGUAGAAUAGAUGACAGCUGACAGCCUACUGAAGAACUGGUCGUCAUUUGCCUCGCAGAAACCGUUGCCAGUGUCCUCCGCAGGGAUUUAAAAAGACUUUUGGCAUUGGCGAUGCUUGUUUUCAAGAGUUCCAAAGAGUCUCAGAUGAGUCCAUGGUGACUCAUUCGAAUUCCUGGAGGAACUGCGUGUCGCAUCAAAGUUCAAGAGGCAUGGACGUAUUUGACCCAAAAAUGUGCCAACUUCCAAACAGGUUAUGUUGUCGCCGGAGAUGUGACCGUCUUUGAGGUCCAGAGCGUCAGAUCAUGCAAGCUUUCUGGAGAAUACCUUUGGAAUAAGCAUUUUUUUCACAACAUAGGAAGAAAAAAAUGUUGGCGCAUUACUGCAGGAAGCUGUCUUGGUGCCAGACACUCACCUUCAUCACUCUGCUGCUGCUCUCACCCCUAGGCCUCUGGGCCCAGCACUCUCCUAGGCGGCCCCUGGGUGUGUCAGGUGUGCGUGUGCGGCGGCAGCUCCAUUUCCGUAAUGAGUGGGCGGGCUGGAGCGGCUGGUCCGUGUGCUCCCGCAGCUGUGGGGGCGGAGCCUCAGUCCGCAUGCGCACCUGCAUCACCAGAAACCCAGUCGGAGGUCCAUGUGUGGGGGAGCCCCGGCAGUACAAGAUCUGCAAUGCCAAGGAGUGUCCAGUUGGGGAGAUGGACUUCAGGGAGCUGCAGUGUAAGGCCUUUGAUGACCGGCCUGUAGUAUCUGGCAACAGGUACAAGUGGACCACCUUCCACGGAGGUUCUGACCCGUGUGAGUUGAGCUGCCUGGCGAUUGGGAAUAACUUCUACUACAACUUCGGCCGUGUUCUGGACGGCACCCCGUGCCAGAGCGAGGCCGGCUCUGUGUGUGUCAACGGAAAGUGUCUGAAGCCCGGCUGUGACCUGAUCCUGGGCUCCACGCAGCAGGAGGACGCCUGCAUGGUGUGUGGAGGUCACAACUCCACCUGCCUACACCACCGCAAUGUCUAUCAGGACAAUGGACAAGAUGGGCCGUUCGGGUACAACGAGGUCACCAUGAUCCCGGCUGGCGCCACGCACAUCAGGGUGACGGACAACAGCAGGAACUAUCUGGCUCUGCAAAAUGGCCGCUCUCAGUUUGUCAUCAACGGCAACUGGAAGAUCAACACGCCAGGAGAGUACAGCGUGGCCGGCACCAAACUGCUCUACAAGCGCUCUGCUGACACCUGGGAGAGCUUUGAGGUUUCCGGGCCAACCAAGGAGGACCUACACAUUAUGGUUUUAUCCACUGACAGGAACACAGGGAUUGAGUAUGAGUACUGGCUUCCUCCCGACCGCUACGCACUGUAUCAUGGGAGACGUAGUCCACUGUGGCAGCCCCACCAUGCCGUCUACCCACCCUGGGACCAUCCAUCUCCCAGCACCACCACAACCACCACCACCACUACCACCACCACAACCAGGAGACCUCUUCCAGUCACACAGCCAUACUGGGUGGGGCGUAGAGAUGUGAAUCCACCUUACAUCCAUCAUCAGCCCUACCACCCCCCUCCACCUCCCCCUCCCCCUCGCCACAACCAGCCCCAGCGCAGACAGCCUCACGAGUACGACCGCCAUCACAACUACCUGCCUGAGGGGCCGCGGAGAGCAGGGCGUUGUGGGAAAUGUCGGAAGGUACGCGGGCGAUCCGAGAGGCAGAAGCAGUAUUGCGAGAAGGACUUUGUGUUCCGGGCCCAGGUCAUGGAGAAGCGCUACCGCGGCGAGGAGACGCGCUACGACGUGCAGGUGAUCCACACCUACCGCAACCGCUAUCGGCUGGAGCACCGCGAGUUUCUCUGGCUGCCCAACGUCUGCGACUGCCCCCUGCUGGAGCCGGGCCGCCAGUACGUGCUGAUGGUGCGCCGCCACGUCAACUACGAGCAGACGCUGGACCGCAUCCUGCUGGAGGAGGACAGCUACGUGCAGCCCUACCGGCCCCGCGAGCACGCCCUGCUCAAACCCCUGGAGGAGCUCUGCUCCAACCGGGGGCCGCCACAGCAGUCUCAACCGCACCGCAGGGGAUAAACAGAGAGAGAUGGAUGCAAGAAGGCAGGGAGGAAAAGGAGGGAGCGUUGGAGGUUGACAAAACUGACAUGGAGUCAAGACCUGCCCAAGUCCAAACACCAAAACCUUUCACCUUCUCUUUGUUUUGGUUUGACUCUUCUGGCUGCUUAUUAGAGGCAAAGACAAGCAACUGAGAGCAUUGACUGGGCCCGGGACAAAAUCAUCUGAAAGGACCCCCCUCUCAAUACAAACAGUGCAUUGGGGUCCUAAUUCUGGGACCCCCUUUUCCCUGGGCCCAAAACAACUGACCCGUUUGUUGAUCUGUCAGCGGGCCUGCCGAGAAACAUGCAAGCAAAGAUGGAAGGAGGAAGAAGAAGGAGGAAGGGUACAGUAGGUUGAUGUAGGUGAAUAAACUAAGAUCUGCCCACUUUAAAACACAAAAUGACCUUCACCAUCUUUGUUUUGGUUUGAUUUCCAAGACUGGUCAAAGACUCGUGACUCCUGGCUAUCUAGGGAAAAGUUAUUCCCCAGUGUCAGCCCCAGGUGGAUUCACUUACUCUUGUAUCGCUGCCAGACCUCUAAUCCCCUCCAUUAGCCUGCUCGGAGCUUCAUUUUCCACCUCAAACUCUUAACCUCUUUUACUUCGAAAUGGAUGUCUCUCUAUCAGUCCAAAGGGCUUUUUCUAAGCCCCUCCACAAGACUUUAGAGAGUGGCCCAAGAAUAACAGCGAUGCCUUCCCACAUUGAUAUGAAACGUCUUCACCCUUCAUCCUUCACAACUUCGCCAUGCCCCUAAGCAUGGGCACACAGUUGGAGUCGGACUUAUAGGGUUGCUGUUCCGAUUCCUGAUAUCGCCAGUGGCACGCUGUGUGCUGUGGUGUGUUGUGUGUCACAAUGACAUAAGGACUUUUCCCAGUUGGACAUCCACUUUCAUCAAUAGCUCACCACAGGCAGAGCAGUUGAGGUCAGAGUGUGAGAUGAGAGAUGGGGGACUUCGAACAUGCUGAGUGAGAGGACAGGCACAUGAAAGGAGAUCAGUGUUUGGGGGAGCGCUGUGGCGCAGCGCGCUAAGCCCCCCACAUUUGGGCAUGCAUGCCCACCCAUGGUGACCCCGGUUCGAGUCCGGUCAGGGUCAUUUCCCGAUCCUCCCCUGUCUCUCUGUCCCAUUCGCUUCCUGUCACCAUCUUCGACUGUCCUGUCAAAUAAAGGCAUGAAAUGUUUUUAAAAAAGAAAGGAGAUCUGUGUUGCUACAACAAGAGUAAGAGCAAGAGCAUCUAUUGGCAGAUAUUGGGUGGGAACAAUGACUGUGGAUUGAUUAAUAUGCAUUAUAGUAUGUCUAUGGGUGGGUGGGACAGGAGCAGUGUCAAUGGUGACUUGAAGAGACUGCAUGAGAGUUCACCAGGACAACUCAUGUAUCCUGCUCUGCCUUUCUCCUAUCGAUUUACGUGUCUGUUGUCAUUUGAUUGUUUGUUUUCAAUACAGUGAAGCGAAGCACUUUAGGUGAAGGCUUGGAUUCACCUUUAAAAACCAAAGAGAGGACAGUGGACAAUGAGGGGAUGAAUCACAAGUAAAAAACACAAACAAAAAAAGACCACUUGCAGUAUGUAAGAUCUGGAUUCGAGCAAUGUAUGUGUGAGAACACUAUGUGCUCUAUGUAUAUCUUUGUCAUCUACAUCUAAAUCUUUUAAAUGUAAAUCUUUUGACUCAUUGGUUAAGUUCUGCAAAAAAGUACAGCACAGUACAAUCUUUUCUGUGUUCUCUAAGUCUCUGAUGUCUUCCUACGUUAGUUCAGACAGAAGCUUAGGUAAUAUUCAUCAUUUCUGUGUGAUGAUGUGUGACACAAUAGGUCACACCCGACCCUUUGGUACUGGUACUCGAGAUGUACCAGUCUUUUCAUCAGAGAUCUCAUAAUUUCACAGUAGUCAGUUCGGUAAGAGGUUGGACAUUUCAAAGGUGUAAAACAUGACUGAAUUACAAGUUUAAAUCUUGAUUCGCAAAUAAGCUGAAUGCAUUUUUAAAGUUUUUACAACAGGUUCAUGGCAAAUGUUUCUCAUGAUGUAAGAUGUUUUGAAUGAGAAAUAAGUCAUCUGUUUGCCUGAACCUUAAGUUUCUAACUUCAUUCGACCAUGUCCUGUUGUUAUGGCCUAUCCAUAGAGCGCUACAGUCGUACCCCUUAGGGAUUAGGAUUGAAUGGACGGCUCUUUCAGUGGCCUUAAAAUCGGCUCUAUGUCUAUGUGCAUUAAAAAAUGUCACUCAUCAGACACGGCGAGUACAGACCUAGAUUGAGUGAUGAAACAUACUAAGCGUAAGUAGGGUUGAGGGAGUGUGAAAUGCCAAAAUCCUACUUUGUGGUUCACCAUUGCAUUACUUUUUCAUUAUGUCGUUUGUUUUUUGUUUUAUUUAUGUGCCAACAGAAUACAUAGAGAUAUUAUAUAUAUUUGUAUAUUUCUUUUGAUAUUGUAUUUUUGUACGUAUGUGAUAUUUCAUUUUAUAAUCAAAGCAUUGCUAAUGUUAAGAAAUGUAUUUUAAGUUAUUUUGUUGAGUUAUUCCUUUUUAUAUUAAUGCAUUUAUAAUAAUCUAACAUAAUUGUCAUACCGGUACAGUACAAACUGUAUGAACAGUUUGAACUUUUAUAUUGUUUAAUUUGAUCAUUUUGUCAGUGUUGGCAUUUUUUUUCAUUUGCCAAGCUAAAUAAGCAGCAGAAGGUUAAACUCUGCAUUGUUUGUGGUGAAUGAGUCUGGUCUAAGUCUGUUAUUUGAACCAUCAAGCUGGAGGCACUGGCUUGUCCUAAAUUUAAACUGAGUAUGUUUGUCUAGAUAUGACACAUUUGUAAUUGCCAUAUAACCACAUUAAUGGUAUCCAUUGGUCAUCAACAUGUUCAUUAAACAAACAAGUAGCCAUGUUAGCCAGUGUUAGUAUGUGUUCAGGCUGGCAGCUACUGAAGUGAAAAAGCAGCUGAGGAUGCCCAAAGAGCAACACUCUCUUCAGAUCCAGGCAGUCGCUUAUUUAUUAUAUUAUGAAACAUGACCAUAAUGAAUCAUAAUGUUCUUUACAAUUUCAUGGAUGUCAGAAGAUCUACAGUGUCAAAUUCCUUUCUACCGAACCCUGUCAUGACCUGUUAUCAGGAAGUCAAGUAGAUUGUGGAAAGUGACGCAUUCAGCAACAGCUAUCACCAUCUCUUUGAGUAAAUGACUGAAAUUAUUAUGUUUGUAUGUUUGCUGAUGACUGAAUUUAUGUAUUCUUUAAAUGUUAUCCAUUGAUGAUCCUGUGUGUUGAUACUAAUAUCCAUAUGGUUGGUAAUGAUACACCUUACAUAAUA